AAUAAUAUUGGUCGCGAAAGCCUACGUGUUAAACUGUAUAUAACAAAUUGAUUAUCAACUGUCCAUGAGAAGUGUUAUGAGCUGGCCCCCUGCCCCUGCGGCCGCCACAGACACGGAGGAGGGUUGCCCCACCUGCAAGGCAUCGCUGCUCGUGGUGAAGGAGGCGGCUGAGGCUCUCAGGGCGGGGCCCGCGGAGCGCCGCGUGGCCGUGUGGAGGCACCGCGGGGGGACCCCGGCCUUCGGCCUCGACGCCGAGUGGAAGUUCCCGAGCCUCGUCCUCUUCGCCGCUUCCACGCCCGUGAUCUACCAGGGCGCCUUCGUGGCGCAGGCCGUGGUGGACUGGGUGGAGGAGUCGCGGGGGGCUCGCCUCGAGCGACUCCACGGGGCCAACUUUGAGAACUCGACCCGGAGCCAGCAGAAGGGCGCCCCGGCCACGUGGCUCGUGAUGUUCUACGAGCCGUCGUGUGACGAGGUGCGGCCCUUGGUGCCCGUGAUGGGAGCCGUGGCGGCCAAGGCGCGCAGCGAGGCGCGGGUGGGGGUGGUGGACAUGGACUCGGAGACCACAGAGGGACUGGUCAAGCGCUUCGGGGUCAAGCGCGGCUGCUUCCCCACCAUCAUCCUGAUCAAGCAGGAGGAAGUGAAGCUAAAAUAUCACAGGAGCGAGCGACUAGUGGAGUCCGGGAGCAGCCUGGCCAAGGGGGUGAUGUACACGUUCAACCUGGAGAAGCAUGAGGUGACUUUCGACUCGCUCAUGUUCUUCCUCACCGAGGGCUUCCAGGCCGAGGAGGGGGAGGAGGUGCCCCCCCCGUGGAGCCCCCUGGACGAGGUGAUUGACCAGAUAGCGUCCAAGUGCAAGAGCAUGUUCCUGGAGGACGGCGUGUGCGUGCUGGACGACAGCGAGGUCGAGCGGCUACAGUUCAAGGAGCCCGGCCGCCAGAAGUACCUCACCACCAACAUUCAGCCCCAGGGGGGCCGUGUGGCGGCCAUCGUGCUCGUACUCAUGGCCAUGUUCGCCUGCCUGGGCCUCGCCUACGUCAAACUCAAGUCGUGGGGGGUCCUGGGCUCCUGGAACCUCGAGUGAUGCGGUG
Petromyzon marinus (sea lamprey) is the source of this 1088-nucleotide messenger RNA. RefSeq lists its product as uncharacterized. The record is from RefSeq and is a predicted model, not a curated record. Lineage: Eukaryota; Metazoa; Chordata; Hyperoartia; Petromyzontiformes; Petromyzontidae.